Molecule: messenger RNA, 2089 nt
Organism: Heteronotia binoei (common prickly gecko)
Lineage: Eukaryota; Metazoa; Chordata; Lepidosauria; Squamata; Gekkonidae
Gene: CLDN7
Product: claudin 7
Exons: 4
Coding region: 9-773 (254 amino acids)
Biological process (GO): bicellular tight junction assembly; cell adhesion
Cellular component (GO): bicellular tight junction; plasma membrane
Molecular function (GO): structural molecule activity
Source: RefSeq, a predicted model, not a curated record
GGGGGCUGAUGUCACGCGCCCGCCUCCCUGCGGCCCAGGCCAUAAAGGCAGGUGCGCUCACCUGGCGCGCAGGUAAGAGCCGCUGGGAGGUGAAGGAGACGCCCCGCCCGCCCGCCCGCCCGCCCGCCAUGGCCAACUCGGGUCUGCAACUGCUGGGCUUCGCGCUGGGCCUGGUGGGCUGGAUCGCCACCCUGGCCGCCACCGUCAUGCCCCAGUGGCAGAUAUCCGCCUACGCCGACGGGAACAUCAUCACGGCCGUGGCCGUCUACCAGGGCCUCUGGAUGACCUGCGCGUGGCAGAGCACCGGGCAGAUCCAGUGCAAGGUCUACGACUCCGUCCUCAGCCUCAAGGCUUCCCUGCAAGCCACCCGGGCUCUCAUGGUGGUCUCCAUCGUCCUCGGGGUGGUCGCCAUGGGGGUGGCCACCAUGGGCAUGAAGUGUACCCGCUGUGGGGGCGAAAACAAAGUCACGAAGGCCCGGAUUGCCAUGACGGGGGGCAUCGUCUUCAUCAUUGCAGGCCUCUGCUCCCUCAUUGCGUGCUCAUGGUACGGGAACCAGAUUGUGACGGACUUCUACAACCCCUUGACGCCUGUCAAUACCAAGUAUGAAUUUGGCUCUGCCAUUUUCAUUGGCUGGGCCGGCGCAGCGUUGGUCAUCCUUGGAGGCGCCCUCCUUUCUUGCUCCUGUCCCGGGAAAACCGGCUCUGCCUACGGCCGUCAAUACCCCCAGGGCAAGGCCAUCUCCAAGCCUCCCAGUAGCAAAGAAUACGUCUAGUCCUGCUCUGAAGCAGCUGCGUGAGCCAGUCCUGCGGAUCACCCCCUGGCCCGCCUAGACCUCCCCUGACCUUCUUCCAUGUCCGGGGAGUUCUGGACUCCGCCAGGCCUUGGGCCCCUUCAGAGACGCUUUUAAUAGCCUUCGUUUGGCACCCAGUUUUUAUCUGACUUUUUUUUUUAAAAUCCUUUUUUAAACCUCCUGUAAUUUUUUAGAGGAUACCAGUGUCAUUUCUACCAAGGUGGGGGGGGGGGAGCAUCUACAAAGCAAACCGCUGCUCAGCCACGUGUGGGGGUCUGGCUUGAUACGGAGGGGCCUUAAUUCUAUCUUGAGGGGUUUUUUUUCCUGCGCUAUAGCGUGUUCUCAGUUUAGGAUGCAUUCCUGCGCGGAAUUGUGUAGCAUCGAUGUACGAUUUGAAUCAUUUACUCAGGAGUGCGUGGAAUCAUGGCAGCACAGGAUUACAGAUCGAUUGCUUUUUCCGAGGGUUUUAACGGAUGCAAAUCUUGAGGGGCGUUAGGUAGAUUAGAGCAUGUGGCGUCAGCAAGCGGUGGAGCGCCUCUUAACGCCAGCAAACUGAACCCCAAAGCAUGGAGACGGAUCAAACUUGGAGCGUUUGCAGAGCCUUCCAUCACGGGGCAUUUAUUUGGGGGAAAUGCAUAUUGCAGCCCUACCGUCAAAUCCCCAAACCUCCAACUUUUGCAAUAGGGCAUUAGUUUGGGAGGGGUGGAGGCAGACAGGAAUUGGAUCUCAACGAAGGAAGGCUGACAUUCAUUCUGGGGAGAGGGAAAUGUGUACCAUUGAGGGGAGCAGGAAAGGAGCGUAUAAGCGGUUAAAUUUUCUGCGGCAUGGGAUCCCUAGUAUGAGCCCCAGUGUUCAGGGAUUCCCACUAUCAAAAGGGAGAGCUGUGGAGAAGGGGGUGUGCCCCGAGAAGCAGUGACUUACGUAGUUUACAGAGAUGCUAGUACGAAAUCUUCCUCCAGUUGACCAUCUAAUUCAAAAAAAGGACUCUUCCUUUUAAGAUCUUUGCUUCAUCUCUAAAUGCUGGCCCUAAUAUGCGCUGAGACCUUUCUCUAUGUCCAGAAAUAUCAGCCUUCCCGAUGUUUUAUUUUCAUUGCUUAGUGGAGGUAGAAGGGGAAACGUUUCACCCUCGCGAGGCAGGGCUGCCUAGGAGAGACGUGAUCCUCAAGCAAAAACGUUUGCCUUAUUUUAAAGCGCUGUGACUCAUUAGGGCUGUGUGUGUGUGCCCGUGUGUGUUUUUGUGAUGCUGGGAACUGAUAUUUUUUUGUACAGAAUAAAUAGACCUUUUUUUGGAGAAAGUC